GAGAGAGAGGGAGGGAGGGCGCCCCGGCCCGUGAGGUCCAGCGAGAGGCACAGGAAAAGGAGGCGAGGGGAAGCUAACAGCCGGGCCGGGGCUGCGCACGGCGGGCUGACCCGUGAGUGCCGGGGCCCCCGGAGAGGACGGGCGAGAGUCGAGGGACAGAAAUCAUGUUUGAAGAAAGAAGGCUGACAGGUCACAAACGUGGUGGAGGAUGGUAACCGGCCGUCAUUCCACGCCCGGAAAGGAAUGGUUAUCCCAGCAGGUCCCGGCCUCUGCCUCACCCACGCCACUGUGAUCCCGCGCCCCUUCAUCAGCCGGGGCAGGGGCACCCGCUGAGCUGCCCCCCCCCCCCGCCCCCGCGGCGGCCAGGAAACAGCGAGGAACCAGCCAAAUCACCAAUGUUGAAAACCCCAGGAAAUGGACGUUUCUGAGAAAUCAGAACUCCCCCAGGAGGGAGGGGCCUGAGCGGUCCCAGCAGCGGCAGCCACUCUGCUCCGGGCUCUGCCUCAGGACACAUCCGCCUUCUUCACCUGGGACCCCACCUGCUCCCCAAAGAUGGAGAUGACCAAGGAGGAACACGAGGUGACCAACCUGGGGUAUCCCCAGACCCCGGGGCCCGUGAUGUCCACCGUGGUCCACGUCCAGGCGGACACGGUGGUGCGUGACCACAUCGUCUGGUCCCUGUUCAACACCCUCUUCUUCAACACCUGCUGCCUGGGCUUCGUGGCGUUCGCCUACUCCGUGAAGUCUAGGGACCGGAAGAUGGUGGGAGACGUGAUUGGCGCCCAGAGGUUUGCGUCCACCGCCAAGUGCCUGAACAUCUGUGCGCUGACCUUUGCCCUUCUUGUGUUGGUCAGUUUCCUCAUUCAUUUCAUCGUUGUAUCUACUUCGAACAUUUCCAGGCAAUACUGAUGUCUUAGUGACAGAGGCCACUGGUACUUGCCUGUAGCCGAGACGGUCAUGUGUUCCCUGCGUAGACGCACAGGUGUCUACAAUGGAGUUCAAUAAAGCACAUGUAUGUGAAA
Molecule: messenger RNA, 1022 nt
Organism: Eptesicus fuscus (big brown bat)
Lineage: Eukaryota; Metazoa; Chordata; Mammalia; Chiroptera; Vespertilionidae
Product: interferon-induced transmembrane protein 2-like
Exons: 3
Coding region: 553-909 (118 amino acids)
Biological process (GO): response to type II interferon; negative regulation of viral genome replication; type I interferon-mediated signaling pathway
Cellular component (GO): plasma membrane
Source: RefSeq, a predicted model, not a curated record